AUGUCUUCCAGAGCCUCCAAUUAUUCAGAGAGGCGCACCAACGGCACCAACGAUAAUGACAGCAACACGCGACCCCGCGGUGCCGCCGCGUCUUCUGCUUCUGCUCACACUGCGAGACCUUCCCAGCAUCAACAUGAUCAACGAAGUACCCGCUCACCCCAGGCUUCCCAUACAAACCCCGCCCAUAAGCGGACGGCAUCGGGAAACCCACGACCCGCUAGUAGGAGUACUGAAGAACGAAGAACCGAGCGCGUAACCGUAACCACUAAGGAGAAAUUGAUUUCAAGAACAAGAAGUCCCGAAAGAAGAUCCAAAGAUGCGCCUCCACCAGAGAAAUGGAAGUCGAAAGAGACGGCCAAGCCCCGCCCACCAGAGCCGAAACCCAAGGACUCGAAGUCGGAAGCGCCAGCUACGAUAUGGGAUCCCGUAGCUACUUUAACACCCCACACAACCGCGCCUCUUGCGAUUCGUAUAUCAAUACCGCCCUCGGCAUCAGAAGCACCACUUUCGAUGCAGCCACAACCUCUGCAUGAACUCUCUUUGGAAGCUCAAGAGGCCGCCAUAAUUGAGGAUCUACUAUUUGUGUUGAUGGGCUACGAGGGACAGUAUAUUCGUUACGCCUAUUCCUAUGACCCUACCGAAGAAAGAGACCGACUAUCUGGACCCGAGUUUAAGAUAUUGCCUGGUCUGGAUUCUAGCCUUCAGAACUUGACAUUGCCGAUGUUAAAAAUAGCAACUCACUAUUCGGCGCUCGAGAUGUUUGUUGAUGUACAAAGUAGAGAAGAGUUUGGAGCUGUCAAUCACGCCCUAUGCGCUGCCAUUAGGAAGCUCUUACAUGAUUACCUAGAAAUGGUCGCCCAGCUAGAGGCUCAAUUUCUAACAAGUGAUACCUUCACCUUACAGCUACUGAACGUGCAUACGCUUUCUACCAGCAAGAUGAUGCACCAACUCUAUUCACUAGCACAUGAAUUCCUGAAGAAAAACGCUCUUCUGGAUGACGAGAGCGAGGAAGACUCGGAACCCGAAAACUACGAUGACAUAAUAGAGAAUCUGAAGUUGGGUGGUGACCUUGUACCGGGGAACAUGACAGGAAAGAAAAUCUGCAAAGGCGGCAUAGUAAUAGGACUAAUCACUAAGAGGCUGGAUACCAUGGGUGGUGAUCCCGCUGCGAGAUCAUUGCUUACUUCCUUACUGCGCGAUGCUAGUCGGCCUUAUAUGGGCAUGUUGAAUGAAUGGCUUCACCAUGGUGAAAUCAAAGAUCCACAUUCCGAAUUUCUAAUCAAAGAACAAAAAAGUAUCAGACGCGACCGAUUAGAGGAGGACUAUACUGAUGACUACUGGGAGAGAAGAUAUACCAUUCGAGAGCACGAUAUACCCCCUCAGUUGCAAGGCGUAAAGGACAAGGUGCUUCUAGCGGGGAAAUAUCUCAAUGUCGUACGGGAAUGUGGAGGGGUCGAUGUUAGUAAUGUGGCCCAGGACGUUCCCGAAUCAUUUGACGAUCAACGAUUCCUCGAUAAUGUCAACAGCGCAUAUGCCCACGCGAACGAAUCACUUAUGAAAUUGCUCCUAACGACACACGCUCUCCCCGCUAGGCUACGUUCGCUAAAGCACUACUUUUUUCUCGAUCCGUCCGAUUAUUUUACUUACUUCAUGGAAUUGAGUGCAUCGGAACUACGAAAGCCGGUGAAAUCUGUUAAUAUCGUUAAGCUGCAGUCGCUCCUCGAUCUUGUUCUACGGCAGCCAGGAAGCAUAGUAUCUAUGGACCCGUUCAAAGAGGACGUUCAUAUUGAAAUGAACGAAAUUGGCCUCAUAAGCAUGUUACAGCGUGUUGUCAAUAUCACAGGUAUUGAGCAAGGUGAAGCGCUCCAGCCUCCCACCAACCAGCCCAUCGAAAGCGACAAAAACGCCGUCGGUUUCACCUCUUUACAGCUAGACUAUACGGUACCGUUUCCUGUAUCAUUAGUAAUCAGCCGGAAGACGGUAUGGCGGUACCAAGCACUGUUUCGUUAUCUCCUAUCGCUGCGAUAUUUGGAGUCUCAAUUAUCAACCACUUGGCAAACGCACAACACCGGCGUGGUUUGGUGCCAUAAGUCAUCAGCAAGACGUCUCGAGAUCUGGAAAAGGCGAGUAUGGACUCUGAGGGCUCGAAUGGUGGUUUUCGUCCAACAACUGCUCUAUUUUUGCACCCUGGAAGUUAUUGAGCCCAAUUGGCAAUCUCUGAUGUCAAGACUCAGAGCCAAGGACGGAAGUUUGGAUGGAUCAGGCAAGCCGGAUCGGACCGUGGAUGAGUUGAUGCAGGAUCAUGUGGAUUUUUUGGACACCUGCCUGAAGGGUUGCAUGCUAACCAACGGCAAACUAAUUCGAAUCCAUUCAAAAUUAAUGCAAACCUGUACUGUCUUCGCAGCCCAUAUGAAUUGGCUGUCGCGUGAGCUAGAAAAGUCCGAUCCAGACUUGAUCGGUCCCAUAAAACCGCCGAACAUGACAGAUAAGGAAUGGAAACGAUUUCAAACGGUUAAAUCGCAAAAGCCGUCGCAUGGUGACGCUGGCGCAAACAGCACUCUACAGGACGAAGAAACCCGCAUCAAUAAUCUUUUUGAUAUCAUCAAAAACUGGGAGAAGAACUUUAGCCGGCAUCUGCAAAUUUUGCUAGAUGCCCUCAAUCAUUACGCAGCAACGGAGACAGUGGUUCUCCUAAGCUUGUGCGCCAGAUUGGCGACUGCUAACCAGGGAACCGAAUUCGCGGGUCCCCGUAGUGAGGAGGACGUUGCCGCGUAA
This is a messenger RNA of Hypoxylon trugodes, 2775 nucleotides long. Its product is annotated as Spc98 family-domain-containing protein. Gene Ontology annotation, cellular component: spindle pole; centrosome; gamma-tubulin small complex. NCBI's taxonomy places the organism in Eukaryota, Fungi, Ascomycota, Sordariomycetes, Xylariales, Hypoxylaceae. Gene Ontology annotation, biological process: spindle assembly; microtubule nucleation; cytoplasmic microtubule organization. The coding region runs from base 1 to 2775 and encodes 924 amino acids. Gene Ontology annotation, molecular function: gamma-tubulin binding; microtubule minus-end binding. The record is from RefSeq and is a predicted model, not a curated record. The transcript is spliced from 3 exons.